AUGCAGUCUGCUGUCCCUUCUUUACCUCUCAGCUGCGAUGCAUCUGAGCGAAACCUGCUGCAUGGGAGCAGCCAGGGUGCGUGCGCUGCAUCGGAUCCCAGCCUUCACUGUGGCUGCUGUUGCUCCUUCGUUUGCUCUGUGCCCUGCCUGCUGCUGCUGCACCUGCAGGUCAGAAAGGAAAGGCUUUUGGUGACCUACGUCAUUCUCCCUGCAAAAUGGGAUGACUUCAGAAUGGCUCCCCGUGACAUGCUGUGAAACUCAUGUUUCCCUUCAAGAGCCCUGUCAUUUGGCUUAUUUUGCUUGUGAAGUGAUUACACUGUUGUACAGAACGUUUGCCUUUGGAGCCGUAAGAUCCGCUGUGAGGCCCGGAGCGCUGGCAGCGUGGCUGUAGGCUGCAGCACAUCACCGAGUGACCCUGGGCCAAGCCUGUUGGUGGGAGAGGCCCCAUGGGUGGCUGCAGGGUCUGUGGCAACGUGCUGGAGCCCGCCUUGCCCUCCUUUUCCAGCAGACAGGGAUCUUGUGCAAGUGGAGGCAGUGACAUUUGGUCCGACAGCCGCUGCCAAGAGAAGUCCUGUACCCCUUCCUGCAUCCUGAGAGCCCCUGGGGAGCUGCAGUGGGGCAUCCAUCACAUAAGCUUGUGUUUCGUAGAUCUUCUGAAUUUGGCUCCUGAUUAAAGCUGACAGAUAAUGGAAACAUUUCCUCGGCGAUGUCUCUGGGGCGACUCCUCCGACGUGCCUCCUCUAAAGCUUCUGACCUCCUGACCCUGAAUCCUGGUGGCAGCAGCACUUCAUCUUCCAUACUCGAUGGGGAGAUUAUCUACUCCAAGAACAAUGUCUGCGUCCACCCACCCGAGCUGCUGCAGGGCCUCGGGGAGCACCACCCAGGCUAUUUGUGCCUGUACAUGGAGAAGGAUGAGCUGCUCGGCACCACGCUCAUCCUCGCCUGGGUCCCAAACUCACGCAUCCAGAGGCAGGAUGAAGAAGCCCUGCGCUACGUCACUCCCGAGAGCUCCCCGGUCCGCAAAGCUCCCCGCAAACGGGGCCGCCACGCUCAGGGAUUCGGCGCUGCCCAGCAGGCUUCUCCCACUGAGCCAAAAGGGGCAGUGAUCCUCAAGGAAGACAUCUUGACUGUGUCACAGCUCGUGAAGGACGGGGCUUACAUCAGUUCCCCUUCUUUGGAUGGGGAGAAGCUGCCCCAGAGCUGUGCGGCAGCAGAUGGUGCCCACCAGUCCCCGCAGCCUGCCCGCAGCGACUCAGGAAUCCUAUCGACAAUCAGCUCUCAGGAUGAGCAGAACAGGUCAGAGCUGUCGGUGGAAGAAGGGCUGGACUGCAGGCCAGAGCCAGGGGAGGACGAGGGCUCCCUGGAGCUGUUUGCUGAUGAUGUGAGCAGGGACAGUACUUUCGACUCUGAUUCUGAUGCCUUCUCUUCCCCGUUCUGCCUCUCUCCCAUUAGCGAAGCCCUUGUGAAAAGCAGUAGUUCUGUAUUUCUGGAUAACGAAAGCAGGGACGCAGGUGAUGACCACGUGCCACGCUCCCACUGCUGCACAGAGAGCCCCAACGGCAGCACCCAGAGCCCAGAGAGCAGCGGGCGAGCGCAGGGCGAGGAGCAGCAGAAGGUGGGCGCCCUGGAGCAGGUCUGUGGAGUCUUCAGAGUGGACCUGGGACAAAUGAGAUCCCUGCGCCUUUUCUUUAGUGACGAGGCAUGCACCUGUGGGCAGCUGGUAGUCGCCAGCCGGGAGAGCCAGUACAAGAUCUUCCAUUUUCACCACGGAGGCCUGGAUAAAGUGUCAGAGGUGUUCCAACAGUGGAAGUACUGCACUGAGACGCACCUGAAGGAGCAGGUAGCGGGCAAGCAGCUCACUGAUGAGAAGACAUGCAUGCAGUUUUCCAUCCGUCGGCCCAAGCUGCCUUCAUCAGAGACGCACCCGGAGGAGAACACGUACCGGCGCCUCGAUGUGUCAGCAUGGCUCAGCCACCUGAACCACUGUGGGCAGGUGGAGGAGGAGUACAAGCUGCAGAAGGCCAUUUUCUUCGGCGGGAUCGAUAUGUCCAUCCGUGGGGAAGUGUGGCCUUUCCUGCUGCGCUACUACAGCUACGAGUCCACCUCUGAGGAGAGGGAGGCACUGAGGGUGCAGAAGAGGAAGGAGUACUUUGAGAUCCAGGAGAAGAGGCUCUCCAUGUCUCCAGAUGAGCAGAAGGAUUUCUGGCGCAAGGUGCAGUUCACAGUCGAUAAGGAUGUUGUGAGGACUGACCGCAGCAACCAGUUCUUUCGAGGGGAAAACAACCCCAAUGUGGAAACAAUGAGGAGGAUCUUGCUGAACUAUGCAGUGUUUAACCCAGCAAUUGGGUAUUCCCAAGGCAUGUCUGACCUGGUCGCCCCAAUCCUGGCAGAGGUCCUGGAUGAGUCGGAUACUUUCUGGUGCUUCGUGGGAUUGAUGCAGAACACCAUCUUCAUCAGCUCCCCCCGGGACGAGGACAUGGAGAAACAGCUGAUGUACCUGCGGGAGCUGCUGCGGCUCAUGCACCCACGCUUCUACCAGCACCUUUCUGCCCUGGGAGAGGACGGCCUGCAGAUGCUCUUCUGUCACCGCUGGAUCCUCCUCUGCUUUAAACGGGAGUUCCCUGACGCUGAGGCUCUGCGCAUGUGGGAAGCGUGCUGGGCGCACUACCAGACAGACUACUUCCACCUCUUCAUCUGUGUGGCCAUUGUGGUGAUUUAUGGGGAUGAUGUCAUUGAACAACAGCUGGCCACUGAUCAGAUGCUGCUGCAUUUUGGCAACCUGGCUAUGCACAUGAAUGGAGAACUCGUACUCAGGAAGGCGAGGAGCCUGCUCUAUCAGUUCCACCUGCUGCCCCGCAUCCCCUGCAGUCUGCAUGACCUGUGCCAGCUGUGCGGGACGGGGAUGUGGGACAGCGGCUUCAUCCCAGCAGUGGAGUGCUCUGGUCACCACCCUGCGGCCGAGGGCUGCCCCUAUGGGGGGCUGGUGGAGGAGUCUUCUCCCAAGCCAGGAGGUGAAGGCAGGAGAGGCGUGAAAACACACGACAUCUUCAAUUUCCGAAAAUAGCUGGAGAGGAACAGGGCGCGCCGGAGGAAGAGGGAAGGACAGGAAGGAUGUGCAGGGGAAAAAUGUGGAGGACAGAAAUGGAGGGGUGGCUUGUCAAGGCUCCGGAGAGGACUGGAAGGGGGAGAAUGGAAGAGGAAUGGAGUCUGUCUGCAGGAGAAUGCUGCUGCACAAGUGGAGGAACCGGAGCGAAACGCACCCAACCAGGAACAGCGUUUGCACGUGCUUGGAUUUGAUAUUCUUAGGAACACGAAGUGUUUCUGGAUCUUCACAAGGACUUUUUUUACUCUGCCUCUGGGACUGGACUGGUUAGGAACCAGAAGUUGUACGUUGCUGAUGAGAAACACGAACACUAAUGAGAGCCGAGUGCCCCCAGCAGUGUGUGUGGCUGGGGGAAGGGCAGGGCCCUGCAGCAUCCCUGCACGCGUGCUUCAACCAGAACAAUGCCCUUGGUGGCUUCUCUCUAAAGCCACGGCGAUCAUUUUAAUUAUAAUCUGCCAAAAAUAAACCUGCAGACCAUUGGGACUGCAGGGAACGUAUCUGCUUUGUUGGUGAGGAAGAGCUGGUCACCUGAAGGCCGUCUCUUGCUCUCUCUGUUUUUACAUGGCAUGCCUGCUGGCAUGAUUCUUCUCCUUUUGUACAGAGAGUGUACAGCCACGGGUCUUAAAGCACUGCUUUCUGUAGUCAGGGUAUUUCAUAGACACCUUUCAGAGUUUACUUCUUUGUGACAUUACAGCAAAGCUGCUGCUUUAUGCUGCCAGCCACAGACUUUAGACCCUUAUUUAUGGAAUUCUUUUGUUUCCAGUGUGUUUCUAAUGUGUUCCCUUUGGCUCUUCCCAGCGACUGAAUAUUUUCUGUCCUUAUCUGUUUUUUGCCAUAGGCACGUGGGGCGGACCCAGCGCUCCUCAGCUGGGAGGAUGCACUCUUCCCCAUCCUGAAAGGAAAACAGAACUUGGUUUGUUGCAGUUGUUUUUGCUGAGCUGUCUUUGGUAAACGUUUCCCUUGAAGUAUUUUUGGAAGGACAGCGUGUUUCCACUGCUGCCUUCUAUUAAAUUUGCCAACUGGAAGCUGUGCUGGGGCCUUGAGUGCAGCCGUGUUGCCAAAUAUGAAACGUCCUUACCAAAUCCACUGGCAGCCAAAGGUGUGUCCUGAGCCAAAGCUCGUGCCAAGCAGAGCCUGGGGAAAGCUUCCUUAGGAACGGACAUGGAGAUGGGGUAGCAGAGGGCUGUGCUGGCUUCGCUGCUUCCUUCUGCCCAGCGCUGUGGCAGCACUGAGCCUGGCAGGCAGGUUGGUGCAGAGCACAGUGCUGUGCUGAGACCCACCGAGCACGUGCUGCUUCCCCAGUGGGAGAAGUCCUGGCCUCAGGCUGCAUCUCGGGGCCCCAACGCUGUCCCUGGGGCAGCUCCGGAGGGUCCAGCACUGCUCCUGCUGCAGCAAAUAGGAGACAAUGGGAAGAAAUGAAGUCGAUAAUUUCUGGUGUUAUUUUUUCCACCAUUGAAAUGUCAUUCAGCGAUGUGGAAAUCGUUCAGGAUUUGUUUGGUGACAGACCAUGCUGCGGUUCUCCCACGCGUGGCACAGCCCGAAGCAGCGCACUGCUGGGAUCUCCCUGUCCUGCCUGCUGCCACCCCAUGUCCCAUGGGGGAUUCCAGACAUCUGCAACACAAUGGCCCCGGUGUUGGCUGCUGGUAACUCACGGUGCCUCUAUUAAAUUCACACUACGUGUCCACAGA
Gallus gallus (chicken) is the source of this 4791-nucleotide messenger RNA. It is a transcript of the gene TBC1D16, whose product is annotated as TBC1 domain family member 16. Gene Ontology annotation, cellular component: early endosome. The record is from RefSeq and is a predicted model, not a curated record. Gene Ontology annotation, biological process: activation of GTPase activity. The transcript is spliced from 14 exons. Lineage: Eukaryota; Metazoa; Chordata; Aves; Galliformes; Phasianidae. The coding region runs from base 707 to 3064 and encodes 785 amino acids. Gene Ontology annotation, molecular function: GTPase activator activity.